AUGACGAAUACUGAAAAUAUGACUCUUCUUGAUUCAAUUUUCCAUAGACAACUUGUUCCUAGUCCGCUGAAGAGGGCUUUUCCUUUUGACUUCGCGUUAAAUACGUUCAGUUGUGUUAGAGAUGAUGAAUAUCUCGUCCAAAGAAGAGAGAUCGAUGUACCACCAUUUGCAUGUCGUUUUAGUCAUGCUGGUCUCGGUGGACAUCUGUUGGGGAUUGCUGAUGAAGAAGGUUGGGUUCAAAUACUGGAUUCAAGGAGAACAUCUCCAAAAUCACUCAUAAAAGAAUGGAAUGCUCAUGAAAAUGCAGUGUUUGAUAUUGCAUGGAUGCACUGGGAGCAAUAUAUGGUUACAGCAUCUGGUGACCAGACAGUGAGACUUUGGGAUGUCAACCGCGAUGACUGCUUGGCAGUGUUCAAGGGGCACACUUGUAGCGUGAAAUCUGUGGACUUCAGAGAAGAUGACAUCUUUGUCUUUGCCUCAGGUGCAAGAGACGGCAAUGUGAUGGUAUGGGACAUGAGAUGUAAUCGUCGCUCAGGACACUUCAGUCAACCUGUUAAUAUAAUAAGCAAUGCACAUGCAGAGAAACUCCCUGGGACACCACAAACGAUGAAAAAGAAAUCCAGAAGGUCAACCUCUUCGCGACCAGUUAUGAAUUCCGGCCAGCAAAGUGUAACAGCAGUGCUAUUCCAAGGAGGGGAGAAACUCAUAUCAGCUGGAGCAAUGGAUGGUAGUAUCAAGAUCUGGGACCUGCGUAAAACCUAUACCAACCUCAAAGCAGACCCACUUCCUUUUCACACUUUUCCUUACCCAGAGCAAGGAGUCAGGAGAAAACAUGGUUUUUCAUCGCUUGUCUUGGACUCCAACCACUCAUCCUUAUUUGCAAGCUGUACAGAUGACAAAAUCUACAUGUACAGCUGCACUGCAUUAGGUCAGGAGCCUGUGUGUACUUUCGCAGGUCACAUGAACUCCACUUUUUACGUCAAAGCAGCUCUCAGUCCUGAUGACAUGUACUUACUCAGUGGAUCAAGUAAAAACGAUGCCUUCAUAUGGAGGGUGUCAGACCCUACUGCCCCACCCACCCUGCUAAAGGGACACCUUGGAGAGGUGACAAGUGUUGCAUGGUGUCCAUCUGAUCAGGGAAAGGUUAUAACUUGUUCAGAUGAUAACAGCUUUAGAAUAUGGAGAAUGGAUUGCAGAACAAAUAACAGUGAUAAACAUGAUGUCGUUGGUGAGAGCUGUAGAGGAACUGGCACAGGAUCUCAUUCUCCCAUCAAUGAAGCUUCAAGUCCAUCAAGAUUUCAUAGAACACCAAGUUCUUCUCCCAACAACAGCCCUGAUUCAAAGAGAUUACUCUGGACCCCACUAUCAAAAGUCAUCACCAAUCCAAGAUUAAAUAAAAUCUCCAGUCCUGUUGGAAAGGUGUCUCCCAAAUUGCAGAGCUCCCAUAAAAUAAGCUCGCAAAAGACACAAAAUCUUCAAAUGCAAUCUUUGUCUCCAAAGCUUUCUACAAGUUUGCAAAACCUGACAACAGGUCCAUCACCUCACGUGGUUCCUAAUAAGAACUCAGAUUCUCAGAUAGUGCCUUCCUCUGUCUCCUUUCCAUCCUCUUCUGGAUCCCAGUCAUCACCCUGCUCCAGCCCUAAGUCACCUGCUGCCUCAAAGUUUCACAGCCCAACUCAAUUGCUGACAUCCUGGUUAAAAUCAAAUUCAAGAAAGCGAUGUCACAGUGACAGUGAUGACCAAUUAAAUCACCAGAUCCAGUCUGUUACAGCUCAGAAAUGCUCUGACAUGACACAGAAAGCUGUUAAUUCUUUACAAGAUGUCAAACAACCAAACCAAACUGCCAAAAAUAAAAGACAAGAAUACAGGACUGAGGAUAAAACUGAAAAUACUCAUUUCAAUGGACAAAAGAAUGUUUCAGUGUUGCCUCUCAGGAAAAGAUUAUGCAUCAGUGAUCCCUUAAAUUUAAAUGCAGGCCAUGUGGGAAUUAGAAAUUGGAAUAAAUCAAGUUUAAACCCUGAUAAGGAAAACAAACUAAUUAACAACAGUUCUCCUGGUGAGGCUAAAUUUGCCAAACUGGAACUUGAUUUUAAUUGUCACCAAAAAUCAGAAGCAACUUCUGAACAAAAGGUUACUGCAAAAGCUCAUUCUGCAAACUGGCUAACACAGUGGAGCAAUCAUAGUCGAGAAGAGCCUGGUGAGAAGAGUAUUCCACUGCCUGAGAAGGGAGGCAAAAACUUUGUUGAAAACACAGAUUCAAUCAUAACCACAGUUUCUGAUGAAGAAUCACAAGCCUAUGGUUUACAACCACAGAGAGAAGAUAAUUCCAAGCCAGGAAAGAGCAUUUUGACUUAUUUCAAACCAGUCAGCCAUUCCUAAAAUGUUUUUUAGAACUUACAAGAAUUGACAAUUAAGAAAAUUAUUCUACAUCAACAAUCAUCACAACUAUCAAAAGACCUUUCAAGAAAACAUGGAGAUUACAGACUGAGAUGAUUUUUUUAAAGAGGAAAGUGUUAUUUAAAUGUGUAUAAAAUAGAAUUUACUUAUUUUUAAUGAAAAGAAAAAAUAUUUAGCAGAUGGGGUUUGGUUAACAUCAUUUUUCCCUUUACUAGUUCAUGUUGUCAAGAAUGAGAGAGUGCAGAGUUUAUAUUGUUUCAGCUGAUAGAAAUAAAACUGUGAUUAUUUUCAAUGUCUAAAGAUUUCAUUAAAUUUAACUUGAAUCCAGUGGUAGCUAGGACAUUGUAAAGUUUCAGAUCAAUUCUUAGGAGACUUUGAAUAACUGCAAUCAUCACUAAAUCAAUUAAAAUGGAAGACACUGCUUGUAAAAAUAACACUUAGAUUUCAGAGUGCCUCCUCCUCAUAGCCAAACUUUUCAAAAAGCUCCUCUUUUUCUUUAGCCAAAGUUGAAAUAGAAGUGCUCUGUAGUGUUCUUUCAAGGAUUUACUAUAUGAAUUCCACAACUAUGUAUCCUCAACUUCUGAUGCGGUUGUGCAAAACAAUAAAGGUCACUCACUACCUUUAUUUUUAAAUUUUAUUGCAACCUUCAGUAACUGUACAAAACAUGUCAAUAGUUUUUGAAAACUUAUGUUGUUAAUAGCACAUAAUGCAACUGUUAAAUGCGUUUUACGUAACACACUUUUUGGACUAAUAAAGUCAUCUACAUUAUCAAUAGUAGAAAAGCUAGAAUUUAAUAAGAAAGUUCCAAAUAGAAUUCAAAAGUUUGACCUCUAACAAAUCUUGCAUUUGAAAAAGUUACAAACAAAUGCAGAAAAGAAAACCCAAAAAUACCACUGCUGCUUUCAGAUUGGCAUCUAAACCUUUUAUUCUACCCCUCAUAUCAUCAAAAUCAG
Pocillopora damicornis (cauliflower coral) is the source of this 3350-nucleotide messenger RNA. RefSeq names its product denticleless protein homolog A-like. The record is from RefSeq and is a predicted model, not a curated record. Gene Ontology annotation, molecular function: protein-macromolecule adaptor activity; protein binding. Gene Ontology annotation, cellular component: nucleus. Gene Ontology annotation, biological process: proteasome-mediated ubiquitin-dependent protein catabolic process. Lineage: Eukaryota; Metazoa; Cnidaria; Anthozoa; Scleractinia; Pocilloporidae.